UGAACAGGACCGCGGUCACAUGAUUUUUGCAUUUUGUUUGUAAAAUUUUUUUAAAAAUUUCAAAAUUUAUUCGAAAUUCAAUUUGUAAUUGUAAAAAUGUCACUAUCAACGAAACAAUUUCGUUCGAUACGAACAUUUGAAAAUAAAUUUGUCUAUAUGGAUGUUCAACUAUGUUUUACAAUCAAACAAUCGACUAUUGAAGUACGAGAAUAUAAAUUAAUUAUUAUGAAAGCAAUUGAUUCACUUUUAGGUGAAAUUGGUUCAAAAAUUCAAUUUGAUAUUGUUAAAUAUUGUUGUAAAGAUUUUCGUGCAAUUAUUCGACUAUUGGCAAGAGACUACGUUAAAUUACAUCUUUGUCUUUCAUUGUUGAACGAAUGGAAAGAUUCACGUUGUCAAUUUAUUAUUCACAAGGUUU
Messenger RNA from Dermatophagoides pteronyssinus (European house dust mite), 415 nucleotides. RefSeq names its product ribonuclease P protein subunit p14-like. Lineage: Eukaryota; Metazoa; Arthropoda; Arachnida; Sarcoptiformes; Pyroglyphidae. The record is from RefSeq and is a predicted model, not a curated record.